CCUCAAACCAAGCCCGGUCGAUCCCCUCGCUGCCCGGCCAUGUCUGUGGCCUACUCCUGCUAGAUCUCCAGACAUUCACCUCCCUUCCUCAUUCACUCUCAACCACCCCAUACUACGAGUAAUCUCGACUUCUCGACGUUGUCGCCCCUCGCUGGCCAUGAGGGAGCUCUUUUCCUCUGCGCUGGGAUCGAGGGCCGGCAACCUCGCCAUAUCUCUACUCCUGGCCUCGACGCGAUUAAUACCCGGGACCGACGCCUUUACCUUCCCAGAAGUCCCUUCUCCAGAACUCGAUCUCGGCAACCUUGGUCGCAUCGCCUUCGCUGGCGACUUCGAUUCGAUAUCGUUGUACCAGUAUGAAGGCCAGACCGAACAGUCUUCUGAUGGCAAUGGCGCUCUCCUAUCCCGCUUCCCGAACGGCGCAUUCGCGAAACUCGAAAAUACCGAUGCUGACAUCAAAGCUAUGUGCGCAUUCUCGAGGAAUGGCAAUCUUCAAGGCGUAGUCUUUGGGGGUAAUUUCACUAGCGUUGGUGACCAACACACUCCCGGCGGCAUCGCGUUGCUCAAUGUUACCGACGGCUCAGUCACACCACUUCCAGGCCUGAAUGGAUCCGUCAAUGCUCUUCACUGCGAGGAAGGGCGCGUUUUCGUGGGAGGAUCUUUUACCGGCGGUAAUUCAAGUAAUGCAAUCGUAUGGGUGGAAGACUGGACCAACAUGCCCUUUUCUGGGUUUAAUGGGCCCGUACAUUCGAUCAUAAAAGCACCUAAUGGAAAGAUAAUCUUUGGAGGAGAGUUCAAUGCGUUAGGAGAUAAUUCUUCGGCCCCGACACAGAAUGAUACGCAAGUCUUGCCCAUCGGAUCCGCCAAUCUCACCGCGCAAACGAGUUCAGGACGUCCAGGAUUGACUGAUCCAAAGAACAUCGUUUGCAAGAGCGACGUCAACGCUGAGGGGGAAGGCUCCACAUGGCUCCUCGCAGAUAAUACACCCGGCUUCUGGAAAGCUGACUUCGGGUUCGGUUUCCUCCCUACCAAACUCCGUCUCCAUAACACCAAACUCGAGGGCCGUGGAACCAAGACCUUCCGCUACACGGCUCUACCAGAUGGCGGCAUUAUGAACUUGUCCUAUGUUGACCCAUCAUCAGGACAGCGUUCCUUCUGCGAUGCCUCCUGCCCCCUGCCAGAAGGUAACACCACAGCCCAGGACUUUACGUUCGUUAACAAUGUUGGAAUGAAUUCCUUCAGACUUGACAUAUCAGACUGGUAUGGGAGUGGUGGUGGACUCAAUGGCAUCGAGAUCUUCCAGAAUGAUAUCUACACAUACGCAAUCAACGAUUUUAACGAGCCAAAGUGCGGAGGCGUCACUACCGGAGCUUCCGCUACCCAGACGGGACCAUGGCUCGUCACCCCUUCUCACAAUAGUAAUUCACAAUACCUCACAGCAACUCUGUCAGGUGGUAUCGGGCCCGAGAGUGCGUCCAUCGUUUUCCAACCAGAUAUUCGACAGACCGGCAACUAUUCGGUGACGAUCUUCACCCCUGGUUGCGUCGGCGACGGUACCUGUGGUACCCGUGGCCGUGUAGUAAUCAAUGCCACUCUCAACAAAGAGAUGGAAAAUGAGCCUCAGGUCCCCGUCGAGCUCUACCAGACUAAUAAUUUCGACAAGUACGAUGAGAUCCACCUAGGAUUUGUUGACGCGACUAAUGGCUUCCGCCCCUCGGUGACUUUGGCUCCAGCACCUGGACAAACUGGCCCUUUGACGUUCGUCGCCCAAAGGGUUCGCUUCAAGGUCAUCAAAGCAGCCGCAGGAGGGUUGAACGGUCUCUACGAGUAUGACUCCAGCAAACAGGAAGCUAGCAGCAAUUUCGAUGAUUCUGUUAUUGACGCCGCCGGAGCCAGCUUGACGCCUCAAGAUCAAGCUCUCAUAACGACUCUUUCUGCACAUAAUGAUAGACUGUUCGUCGGAGGCAAUUUUACCUCACGAGACGGCCGCAACAACAUCUUCGCCAUUGAUCGCAACACCGAUGGACCAACAGCACUACGAGGAGAAGGACUGGAUAGUCAGGUCAUGACAACGUACCAGAACCAGUCCGACGGUACGCUCUACGUUGGUGGUAACUUCACCAAGACGCAGAAUAGCGAAACCACCAAUUUGAACGGAAUUGCUGCCUAUGCCAAUGAUCGUUGGCAAGCCCUCGGAGCAGGUGUCAAUGGUGUUGUUAUGUACAUUGUUCCCUUCACGCUCAACAUCACCGCCGGAAGCCCCGAGACUGUCCUCGCCAUUAGUGGAUUUUUCGACCGUAUCAACGGAUUUGGCUCAACUCCAGGGGUUCCAGUCGAUAAUUUUGCAGUAUGGGUACCCUCUCAGCAGAAGUGGUUGCAGAAUCUCGACAUAAACACUAUCGCUAUGCAAGGUAAUCUGAUCACCUUCACUGACAUCCCUGGACAAGAUCCCUUGUUUGCUGGCUCAAUGAACUCCCAGGCCGUGGGCGCGAGUGGUGUUGUUGGCUUACAAGAUGACGAUCAAUUGACUCUUCAAUCACUGCCUACGGAAAUUCGCCCACAAGUCCAGCAGCAGCAGGCCAAUGCUCGACGCAAGCGCGCCAUCACAGCAGAUCAAAACCUCAAUACAACCGGCGUCAUCACAGCGACCUUCUACAAAGAGAAUGACAUGAACAAGACAAUUCUAGGAGGACAUUUCGCAGCGACGGGCACCGAUGGUCAAAACAUUACCAAUGUUCUCAUUAUUGAUGGGAAAGACAACAAUAAGGUGACCGGCUUUGAGGACGAAGUAGACGCUAAUUCAACUUUUGCGGCGGUUGCAGUGAGCAGCAACAACCUAUUGUUCGCUGGCGGUGUGGUCACUGGCACCAUCAACAACAACAAAGUUGGAGGAGUCGUAGUCUACGAUCUAGGAAGUGGAAGUUUCCCCAACACCCAACCGCCCGCACUAGGAGGCACAAAUGUUACUGUCAACUCCAUCGCCCCACGACCGAAAUCCCAGGAUAUCUACGUCGGAGGAAGAUUUGAGUCGGCUGGAGCGCUUAGCUGUGCGUCGCUUUGCGUUUGGAAUACCGACCGUAACCAAUGGACUUCUCCUGGUGGCGACCUCUCUGGAGUCGUGACAUCUUUGACCUGGGUUGCCGAUAAUACUCUUUUGAUUGCAGGUAAUCUGACCGAGGGCAACAACCAAACAAAGAUUCUGCAGUACGACUCUUCUAAGAGCGAAUUUAAAGAGUUUGCAAACUCGCGGGAUCUUCCCGGGCCAGUGACCGCUCUGACAAUCGGCAAUGCGGACGGAACCCAGGUCUGGGCUUCUGGUCAGAAUGACGACGGCACUGCUUACUUGCAGCGCUUCGACGGCGACAAAUGGCUUCCUGUCACUGACCAAUUUGGCCAAGGCACCGAGAUCCGUGGCUUGCAAGUGGUUGCCUUGUCAACCCAGCACGACCGAUCAGACUUCAUCGAUCGCAACCAAGAUUUACUCAUCCUCGGAAAAAUCAACGUCACUGACUUUGGCUCUGCAUCUGCUGUACUUUUCAACGGAACCACUUUGAUCCCCUUCCUUCUGUCCUCCACCUCGGAGGGUAAGGCUGGUAGCCUGUCCCAGAUGUUCGUUGAGAACCCGCAGAACUUCUUCAGGUCUGGAAAGAAGCAUCUUGCGCUCGGCUUCAUCGUCCUGAUUGCCUUGGCCGUCGCACUUGCACUCACCUUCCUGCUCGUUGUUGCAGGAAUUCUAUUGGAAUGGUAUCGGAAGAGGUCAAGGGGCUAUGUUCCUGCACCUACAGCGUACCCCGAUAGGACUAUCAACACCAGCCGCGUUCCUCCAGAACAACUAUUCGGCACGUUAUCCGGCAAUCGUCCACCGGCGAUAUGAAUCAAAAGCUUUAAGCAUCACCUACAUAACUUAACCCUGUACAAAGUUCCAGGCCUAUCCAGGGCCGUACCUACGACAUGCUAGCACAAAGGGUCACGAAGUACGGCAUCGCAAGGCGUUCGAUCCUCCGAUCUUC
This is a messenger RNA of Aaosphaeria arxii CBS 175.79, 4007 nucleotides long. RefSeq lists its product as uncharacterized. The record is from RefSeq and is a predicted model, not a curated record. Bases 158 to 3871 code for a protein of 1237 amino acids. Gene Ontology annotation, cellular component: plasma membrane of growing cell tip. The transcript has 2 exons. NCBI's taxonomy places the organism in Eukaryota, Fungi, Ascomycota, Dothideomycetes, Pleosporales. Gene Ontology annotation, molecular function: protein binding. Gene Ontology annotation, biological process: positive regulation of establishment of bipolar cell polarity regulating cell shape.